Messenger RNA from Cinara cedri, 4120 nucleotides. The record is from the annotation of a GenBank genome assembly. Lineage: Eukaryota; Metazoa; Arthropoda; Insecta; Hemiptera; Aphididae.
AUGGAAUUCAGUAAACCAUCCCCUCUAAAAAUGACUGGUAAUUUAAUUGAAAACUUUAAAAUAUUUAAACAAGAGCUCCAAAUUUUUUUUGAUGCAACUGAAUGUCACAUGACGAAAGAGGCGACUCAAGUAACGAUCCUAUUAAACUUGCUGGGAUCAGAUGGUUUGAAAGUCUACAAUGCACUUAAAGUGAAAAAUGAAACAGUGUGUGAAAUUCUAAAUGCACUGGAAAGUUAUUGUAUUUCCAGAACAAACGAAAUUAUGGAACAUUACUUAUUUUUUACUCGUAAUCAAGGUGCUGAUGAACCCUUUGAAAAUUUCUACACGGAUUUGAAACAAUUGAUCAAAACGUGUGGUUUUGAUCAAUUUGAGGAAAAAUUAUUGAGGAUUCAAAUAGUGCUUGGUAUUUCAAACAAGGAUGUCCAAACUAGUUUGUUAAUGGAGGACCUCUCACUUGAAAGAGUGGUUAAUGAAUGCCGUGCUGCAGAGCAAACUGAGAACAACAGAAAAGUCAUUCAAGGCGACAAUACUAAUUUAUUGUUCAAUGUUGAAACAAGUCAAAAGCCAAAAUAUGGAACAAAUUCAAAUGGUCGGUCUACACAGGAGUCAAAUUCUAUGUCAGGUUAUACAAAUUGUUAAAUAUAAUAAUGCUUCUUUUAAAAUGUAAUUAUAUUGUAAAUAAUUGUACUCCUUGUGGUAACACAGAUUUGGGUCAAUUGAUCAAAACAAGUGGUCCUGAUCAAUGUGAUGAUGAAUUGUUGAAGACUCAAAUUAUGCCAGGUAUUUCAAACAAAGAUGAAGAAACUAGUUUGUUAAGAGAGGACCUACCACUUAAAAGAGUGUUUAAUCGUUCGUAUGGUCGAAAGAAAACUAAAAACAAUAGAAAAGUCAUUCAAGGCGACAAUACUAAUUUAUUGUUCAAUGUUGAAACAAGUCAAAAGCCAAAAUAUGGAACAAAUUCAAAUAGUCAGUCAAUACAGAAGUCAAAUGCUAAAUCAGGUUAUACAAAUUGUUAUAUAUAAUAAUGCUUUUUUUAAAAAAAAUGUUAUUAUAAGAAAAACAAUGUCAUUACAUUGUAAAUAAUUGCACUUAUGAUAAAAAUCAUAAAAUUAACAUGUGUCCAGCAUAUGGAAAAUAUGUGGUAAUUGUGAUUUAUUAAAUUAUUUAAAAAUUAUGUGUAAGAAAGAGAAAAAAGAUGUUAGUGAUAAAAAAAACAAGUUAGCUGUAUAGAAAAUGUUAAUAGUGCAGAGAAUUAUGUAGCUUUAAAUGUGUUUGAAAUUAUGAAUACUAGUGAAGAGAGUAAAACUUAAAGACCAUGGAUUGGAAAAAUUGUAAUUCAUGAUUUUAAAUCUUUAAUAAAAUCACCUAAUACUUUUACUGAGCUUAAUAUUAUGUCUGUUGAAUUAUAUGGUAAAUUAAAAAUGUGACUCUAAACAAUAGUAAUGUUGUUAUUAAAUCAUUUGGAGAAUAAUUGAUGAGAUGUAAUGGAAGUAUUUCAGGGGUACAAAAAAAUAAUUGUAUGUAACUAUUAGAUUCUUAAGUUUUCAAAAGAAAAUUUGAAAAAUGAUAAUACUUUCCGGGAUAAUAAGUGUUUCCAAUUAAGUGAAUCACCCUGUAUGAAAAAAUAAAAUAAAAUAUUAAUUUUAAUUUUUUUUGUAAACUUCACAGUAGUGAAAGUGAAGGUGAUAAUAUACACACACAAGUUCAAUUUCAUGUCAUUCUAACCCUCGUGUGUAUCAAAUAAAUAGUCUCCAUAAGUUUUCAUUAACUGUAACAUAAUGUUAUUUGUAAUAAAUAAAAAGUGUUUAUAAAUCUAUUAUUAGUUGUUAAUUGCAAUUAUUUAUAUUCCUAAUAAAAGAGAAUAAUACACUUAGUUUCAAAUAGUAAGUCAUCACUUUAGGUACUUAGUCAAUUUACUUUAGAUAAAAUAUGUUUCAAAAGUUUUAUUUAAAAUGACAGAAAAACAAUAUUUUACAUAUUUAAUUCUCCAUAAACUAAUCAAAAAUAAUUUACAGAUUCAAAACGUCUCAAGAUUCCUGUCAAGUGGUCGUGCUAUACUCCAUAUUCUUCAGUAGUAUGUAAUAUAUUUUUGCCAUUUAAAACACCAUUGGAUAGUAAAUACAGAGUACCUAUGAGACAUAUAUUCAAAACAGAUAUGCUCUUCUUGUCAAUGGCUGAAAUAAAGGUAUCACAGAAUAAUAUUAAUACAUUUAUUUAUAUUUUAUUAAAAAAAUAAUGGGAACAAAUAUAUUUGUUAUCAAAGAAAUUCAGUUAUAAUUUAUUUGUAAACUGAUUCAUUGAUCUUGUAUAACUUUAAAACUACCUCAUGCCCAAAGUUUUUGGUUAGGCUCCUACACAAGGGUAAGAACGGAAAAACAACUAUACUAAUGUGAGACAGACUAGUGAUCUAACCUAAUUAGGUGUCAAAACUGAAGCAAGUCAAAUAAAUAAGUCCAAAUAAAAUUAAUCUACUUUGCCCAUAUAAUAUUAAAAUAAUACAAAGUCUGUGAAUCACUCCCACAUUGAUUCAGAAAUAUAAUUUGUUUUAUUUUUGAUAAUAAUUUAGAGGAAAAGGCAACCAGAAGAAAAUCACAAGAGCAAUGUACUAAGAUAUAAAUAUACACUAAAAUAUUUAUUAAAAUCAAAAUGAAUGUUAUGAAUUCUAAAAAUAUUCGAAAUUGCUUAGGUGAUUUAAUCUAGAUUCAUGAUAAAUAUCUCAUGAACAGACAACAAAUAUUUUAUUUUUAUUACUUAAUGGGUGUAGUUUCAACACAUAAAUACUUCAAAUAUUUCUUUGGUUAUAUUAUCUUCAGAUNAGAUAUGCUCUUCUUGUCAAUGGCUGAAAUAAAGGUAUCACAGAAUAAUAUUAAUACAUUUAUUUAUAUUUUAUUAAAAAAAUAAUGGGAACAAAUAUAUUUGUUAUCAAAGAAAUUCAGUUAUAAUUUAUUUGUAAACUGAUUCAUUGAUCUUGUAUAACUUUAUAACUACCUCAUGCCCAUAGUUUUUGGUUAGGCUCCUACAAAAGGGUAAAAAUGAAAAAACAAUUAUACUAAUGUGAGACAGACUAGUGAUCUAACUUAAUUAGGUGUUAAAACUGAAAGAAGUAAAAUAAAUAAGUCCAAAUAAAAUUAAACUACUUUGGACAUAUAUUAUUAAAAUAAUACAAAGUCUGUGAAUCACUCCCAUAUAGAUUAAGAAAUUUAAUUUGUUUUAUUUUUAAUAAUAAUUUAGAGAAGGCAACCAAAUGAAAAUCACAAGAACAAUGUACUAAAAUAUAGAUAACAUAAAUAUAAACUAAAAUAUUUAUUAAAAUCAAAAUGAACCCUAUAAAUUCUAAAAAUAUGCAUAAUUGCUUAGGUGAUUUAACUAGAUUCAUGUUAAAUAUUGUAUGAAUAGACAAAAAAUAUUUUAUUUGUAUUACUUAAUGGUUGUAGUUACAACAUAUAAAUACUUCUAAUAUUUCUUUGAUUAUAUUAUCUUUAGAUUCCUGUAUUUUUAAAUUGUAAAAAUAUUGAGAGUUAUGAAAAUUAUCCCAAUGGUGUAAUGAUGUACAGUCUAUAUCAUAUUUAUUAAAGUUAUUAGGGUUACUAUACUAAAAUUUGUGUUCAGAUAUUUCUAUAACAUAAUAUUAUAUUUAGUAAAUAAACCAAAUCAUUUUAGGUNAUCAUUUUUGGAUAUUUGUUGGGAUUUUGUUAAUAGCAACCCUAACCUAUACAUUGGUAAGUUAUAUUUAUUUUUAAUUUUUGAAAAAAUAUCUUGGUGGACGGGAUACAUAAGUAAUUUAAUAUGUAGUUUGAUUAUUAAAAGAAACAACUGCCAGUUAACAAAUCAUAAGUUGUUGAUACUUUAUUUUUUCUAGGUGUUCAUUGUACCCAUGGUCAUAACCGGACUGGAUUCUUAAUAGUCGCUUGGUUGAUAGAAGUAUUACAUUAUACUGUAAAUAAUGCCUUGCAAGAAUUUGCAGCCGCUAGGUAAAAGAUAAAUUGUACCAUUAUAAACAUACAAGAUGAUGAAAUUAUAUUGUAUACACUUUUAUAGACCUCCAGGAAUUAUCAGGCAGUCAUACAUAAAUGAACUAUAUCGUAGAUAUGAAGUUAGCAAAAUGGACAAAACUGACUAA